AUGGAGGAGGCUUCAUCUUCUCGGUCAUCUGAUUCUUCUGAUCAAUCUGCUUCCAAGUUCCUUUCUAACCUUCCUUCUCGCGGUUUCUUGUCUUCUACCGUCGUCUCUUCCAAUCCGGGAAGCUUGCGGGUCUACAUUUGUGAACAUGACACAUCUCCCCCUGAAGGACAACAUAUCAAAACAAACCAGCAGAAUAUACUAAUCCGAUCGCUCUUGUUAAAGAAGCAAAAAGGUGAAUCUAGUUCAAAGGACGCUAAAGGGACUGCUGACGAUGGUCCUAAAAAGAGGCCUGCAAAUAGGGCUCUGGAUGACCGGAGCUCCGCUAAAAGAGCUGCUAAUGUAUCUAGACAAGAAGGAUCAAGCAGUCGCACAGGCGAAAAAGAGUUUCAGUCUUUGACUGUUGAGAAGCUCCGCGCUCUUCUCAAGGAGAAAGGUCUUCCAACGAAAGGAAGAAAGGAUGAACUUAUCGCCCGCCUGAAGAAUGCCAACUGA
Molecule: messenger RNA, 492 nt
Organism: Arabis nemorensis
Lineage: Eukaryota; Viridiplantae; Streptophyta; Magnoliopsida; Brassicales; Brassicaceae
Source: the annotation of a GenBank genome assembly